GUAAGGAGGGAGGGCCUCGGAGAUCGCAAGAGAAGGAAGGCGGUUGAUCGAGGACUCGGGAAGACGGUUGUGUAGCGGGAAUGGCGAACGCUUACCAACAGGGAGGUAUGGGAGCACCUGGGUACCGCGGCGGCGGAGGCAGCGGCGGCGGCGGCUUCGGAGCUCAGCCCAACGCUAAGCAGUACCGCGAAGGCCUCCCCGAGCCCGUUGGAGGAGUGAUGGCGGGGAGCUUCGCAGGGCAGCAGAUACCUCUGGGGGUUCCACCGAUGCACGUUACCGGCGGGGCCCAGCAGACACCGCCCGCGGGGUUCCCGCAAGCGGGCGUCUUUCCCCCCGAUCACUCCCACGCGUGCAAUCCGCCAUCGAAACCGGACAGUACUCCUCAUACACUGCAAUCCAUCGUCAGCAUCUCUUGUAUGGCCGCGUUCCUUCUGCUGAGCAUCGUCACUGUCGCAUUGCUUGGCGCUGCUGAUUCGAAAUACUGGGUGCUCAGAGAUUUCCUCGCCUAUAUGAAGAGUGCAGCGUGAGUGUCUCUGCUUACCUUCCCUCUCAGCUACUCCCCCACUUGUUCCUCGAGUCCUCCCAUUAGAAUGAU
This is a messenger RNA of Chara braunii, 595 nucleotides long. The record is from the annotation of a GenBank genome assembly. NCBI's taxonomy places the organism in Eukaryota, Viridiplantae, Streptophyta, Charophyceae, Charales, Characeae.